UGUUUGUUCUUGUGCGAGUCUGUGCGUGGGCGUCUCUCUAGGGCCCACCAGGGCCCCCCCGAGACCUGUUCUUGUCCUCCUGCUCAUCGUUGUGCUAUUGAUCGCCCUCCUACUUCUUCUCCGCCUUGCACCGGCGAGUUCUCAUGUGCCAGUCUCACGGUUCGGCUGUGUUGAUGAGACAUUCGGGCGUGAUCUAAUAUUGGGCACCCGACAGGUUGCUGAAGAUAGGUUCCCUGGGCGGUUGGAUUCACAAAAUGCACGCUCGCAGUGCGCGUUGAGAUAACGCGUGCUGGUGAACGGCGGCCGAUGUGGAAUGUUAUGUCGUAUGUAUGCCAGGGGUCUAACCCACCGUGCUGAUUGCUGAUUGUUACAGCCACACGCCAGUGCCCACUCGUUCACCAAUGGGUCCCGCAUGGCAUGAUGUGCAAGCCUGCACGUUGCUAUCAUUCAGAUUUUGCGCAACGCGGUGCGCACCUCCCUCAGUCUUAUCACGCACUUCAGCAUGCAAGUUGCACGUAUCAUACACUUCUGCGCUGUUUCGCCAUCCCUUCAUACUCUCCCCUCGGACCUCACUCUCUCUCUCUCUCUUUCUCACUGCGUCUUCUGCUUACCAGUCUUCUUUGAGCAUGUCCUCUGCUUCGGCGGUAGUUGUUCCAGGCUUUCACUUUACCGGGCGCAAUGGCGGGAGCAAAGUACUUCGUGACCCCCGACUUCAGCACCCUGUUCAAUGGGGAGGUGUGGCAGCGCGCCAUGAUCCAGAUUUUCUACUCCCUGGGAGUCGGCUUUGGGUCCCUCAUCGCCUUCGCCUCCUACGGGAAACAGGAUGACAACUUCGUCGGCAACGCCGUGACUGUAUCCCUCAUCAAUUCUGGUACGUCCAUAUUUGCCGGUUUCGUCGUAUUCCCUAUCCUCGGCUAUCUGGCGCUGGAGAUCAGCGAGGUCAAUCCCUGCGUGAGGUCCGACAACAUAGGCGACCUCAAUAUCAUCGGGCUCACGGGCCCCAGCUUGGCCUUCAUCGCGUUCCCGAUCGCCAUCUCGAGAAUGCCGCUCGCGUACGUCUGGGCGAUCUUAUUCUUUGCCCUUCUGCUUUGCUUGGGCAUCGACUCGGAGUUUGCCAUGGUCGAGAGCGUGAUGACCGUGCUCAAGGAUCGCAACAGCACGCGUGCGGCCAUGAAGUAUCCUACCUGGUAAAGGGUCAGGGGUCCAGUGAGCAGUGGUGCAGACUUGGCUGGAAGAGGAUGAGAGGCCAGACAAGAGCCGAUCUGCAAUCGAGAUUGUGCGUUCUACGUUGCAGUCAAUGGGCUGGUGUAGCACAGCACAAGGGUGCAUCCAGACGAGCCCCCCCCCCUCCCGUCAUUGUCUCCUGGCUUGGCCGGUCGUCCUUUCAUCAGCAGAUGGGCGGCGACAGAAUGUCCAC
This is a messenger RNA of Prorocentrum cordatum, 1417 nucleotides long. The record is from the annotation of a GenBank genome assembly. Lineage: Eukaryota; Dinophyceae; Prorocentrales; Prorocentraceae.